This is a messenger RNA of Etheostoma cragini (Arkansas darter), 2113 nucleotides long. RefSeq names its product gap junction delta-3 protein-like. Gene Ontology annotation, cellular component: connexin complex. The transcript has 2 exons. The coding region runs from base 348 to 1223 and encodes 291 amino acids. Gene Ontology annotation, biological process: cell communication. The record is from RefSeq and is a predicted model, not a curated record. NCBI's taxonomy places the organism in Eukaryota, Metazoa, Chordata, Actinopteri, Perciformes, Percidae.
AAUCCCUUGCCACUUGGAGAGAGUGAGAGGAAUAUAAACUGGUAUGCAGAUGAGCACUUUGGACACAGUUCUAUUCAUAUUUGGUUUUAUCAGAAUAGGAGAACACAAACGAGGAGAGCCGAAACAGGAUUUUUAAGGAUUAUCGAAGAGGAUCAUUGGAACGCAACCCCUAUCACCACUGUAGGUGCAUAAACCCUGGACCAACCUUUGACCUAAGAUUGGUCUCACUAUGAGUCAUGAAUUCAAGAUAAGAUACAUUUUGCUUUCUUUUUUAAACCAGAGACAAGAUUUGCUCUGAGACAAGACAAGCGGUUGCAGGAAACCCUACCCAACACAGCGCAGGAAUCAUGGGUGAAUGGGGCGUCCUCAGUGGACUCUUUGAUAGCUUACAGGCCCACUCGCCGAUGCUUGGUCGUUUCUGGCUCUUACUCAUGCUUGUCUUUCGGAUACUGAUCCUAGGAACUGUAGCCAGUGACUUGUUUGAUGAUGAGCAAGAGGAGUUUGCCUGCAACACCCUCCAGCCGGGCUGCAAGCAGGUGUGCUACGACAUGGCCUUCCCCAUCUCCCAGUACAGAUUCUGGGUGUUUCACAUCGUCCUCAUCGCUACACCCUCUCUGGUUUUCUUUAUGUAUGUCAUGCAUCAUCAUAAGAAGAGGAACAGCCGCUCCAAUUCCAGCCAAUUUAGCUGCCAGGACUACAGAGAAGAAAGCCAUUUAAGGAGGCUUUACCUCAUCAAUGUGGCCUUCCGCAUAUUGGCAGAAAUUGGCUUUCUAGUGGGCCAGUGGCUGCUCUACGGCUUCAAGGUGGAGUCCCAGUAUCCCUGUAGCCGCUUUCCUUGCCCCUACACAGUGGACUGCUUCACCUCCCGCCCUGCAGAGAAAACAGUCUUCCUCUGCUUCUACUUUGUCGUAGGGUUGAUAUCAGCGGUUUCCAGCUGUGCAGAGCUUUUCUACAGCUCCAUGAAGUGGUUCUGCCCAAGGAAGCAGCCCUUCACCCCGGAGCCUUCCUGCGUCUGCCAGAACCUCCACAACCUCGAGGAGCCGGAGGCAGUGGGGAAACCUCGAGGGAAGACAGAUGCAGAGAGCGUGCCCAGUAACGUGAGGCGGAAAGUAGGAUCACUGAAGGGAGGAUCACUGAGGAGCAGCGCCAGUAGGAAGGUCCCCAGCAUCGGCCACAAGCACAGGGGAGGCAAAUAUGUAAGCACAAGGACAUUCAUGGUGUGAGACGGCCUUGAUUCAAACAUGCUGCAAUCACUUAUUUUUAAUCUAAAUGUUAGAACAAUAAUUCCUGCAUGCAAUAAUACUAAAAAAGUAUUUCUGAAGGAGGAAGGAGAUUUCAUGAUGGUACUAUCACAAGGAAACGCCUUGGAGACAGUCAUCAGAUCAGGAAACAAUCAAAGACGAGACUGAUGGCUCUGAUAAGGCGGAUGCAUUGUUGACUUGUUUGCUCUCAUGAAUCAUUAUAGACCGUAAACAGUUCAGGACGGAAAACAACUCUGGAUUACACUUGAUGAACUCGUUUAACACUGAUUGGUCCUUUGUUUAAAAGAGAAGCGAUUGUACAUCGCUGUGGCACACCCUUCUUAACGGGAAAAGUAGUUUGUGUUAUUCUACUGGAUUUGGACUUUGAACUUGUUCUUGGCAUGCUUUUGCUUUCUUUCUUACUGAGUUAGAGAAGCUCAAGACCACUUGUGUUUGUACGGUCAGUGUAAGCUAUUGACAGCAGCCAGUUAGCCUAGCUUAGCACAGAUACUGGAGAAAAAAAGGAGGAAACCGCUAGCCUGGCUUUGUUCGACUGACCAAAAUCCACCUACACCUAAAAACCAAUGUCAUGGUUUUAUGAAUAUUUCUCGCGUGUGAGCAGAAUCUCUCCGGACUACCCGUUUCCAGUCUUUGUGCUGAGCUAAGCUAAACGGUUGCUAAUAGCAUCUUCAGACUUCAUGUACAUAGAAAGACCUUCGAGCAGCAUCAAUGUUCUCAUCUAACUCUAAGCAAGAAAGCAAAUGAGAGUAUUUCCCACGUGUCAAUACGUUGAACAAUGUCUUUUAAGGUGCUCUAAGAGAUGUCACAUUUUUUUGAGUCACAUAUAGCAGACAUCUCCUCACACUCCGCUA